Messenger RNA from Linum trigynum, 210 nucleotides. Lineage: Eukaryota; Viridiplantae; Streptophyta; Magnoliopsida; Malpighiales; Linaceae. The record is from the annotation of a GenBank genome assembly.
AUGAUGGAGACGGCGGGCAAGUUUAUUCACCGCAGAUCCGCGACUAUAAGACGGCGGUCGUGGUGGAAGAAGGGGCGCCGCGAUUUCAAAGGAGACGGUGAGAAGUUUCACCGGAAGAUCCGUGGCCAAAAGACACCGAUUGUGGUUGUCGGCAGUAUCCUCGUCAGUUGCGGCGUGCGACAAUCGAUAGAAAAGGACGACAGUGACUAG